Molecule: messenger RNA, 939 nt
Organism: Hemiscyllium ocellatum (epaulette shark)
Lineage: Eukaryota; Metazoa; Chordata; Chondrichthyes; Orectolobiformes; Hemiscylliidae
Product: trans-2,3-enoyl-CoA reductase-like
Exons: 10
Coding region: 1-939 (312 amino acids)
Biological process (GO): very long-chain fatty acid biosynthetic process
Molecular function (GO): oxidoreductase activity, acting on the CH-CH group of donors
Source: RefSeq, a predicted model, not a curated record
AUGCAUGCACUUUGUAAAGGAAGAGCUGCUAUAAAGGAGAGUAUGGUACCUGAGAAACAAAACGAGAUUAAAUCAUUUCUUUCUUUAUCCCAGCUUGUAUUGACAACAGGCCACUUUGGACAAUAUGCAAUGCAAAAGCAUUCAAAAAUUUCUUAUGUUGAAGUGGAAAUUCUUGACGCUCAGACAAAGAAGCAGAUUUGCAUCCUGGAAAAAAUUCUACCUUCAUUUACAGUUGCAGAUGUCAAGCACAAGUUCCACAAAAUUUGUCCCCAGUGGCACCCUUCACGUGUUGGUCUUCAACUGGAAUGCACUGGUCCUCUCCUGAAUGAUACCAAAGUUGUUAAGAACCUUGCAGCAUCCUCCAUCGUUACAUUAUACUUCAGAGAUCUGGGAACCCAGAUAAGUUGGAUUACGGUGUUUCUAACAGAAUAUACUGGGCGACUCUUAAUCUAUUUGCUGUUCUAUUUUCGCAUACUAAAUCUGUAUGAAACAGAAGAGAUAAACCAUUCCAGCCGUCACCCAGUAGUGCACUUAGCUUGCAUCUGCCACUCCCUUCACUACAUCAAGCAAAUCCUUGAAACUCUCUUUGUGCACAGCUUUACAAAUGGAAACACAGCUCUGAAGAAGAUGCUGAAGGGAUGUGUCUUUUAUUGGGGAUUCACCAUGUGGAUGGCUUAUUAUAUCAAUCAUCCUUUAUAUACACCACCCAGCUUUGGCAAUAGACAAAUCAUUCCAGCCAUGGUCUGUUUUCUGGUCUGUGGAGCUGGAAAUUAUUUUACAAAUGUUGCCUUAGUUCAGGUGCAUAAAACAGGCACAGGGUCUCAUUUUGUAAGGCCCACAUAUAAUCCCUUUACGUGGCUUUUCAAACUGGUCUCCUGCCCCAACUACACAUAUGAGGUAAUGAAAGAUUUUGUUAUUUUGCUGUAUCAAAUCAUUUAG